Messenger RNA from Miniopterus natalensis, 2086 nucleotides. It is a transcript of the gene GLT8D1, whose product is annotated as glycosyltransferase 8 domain containing 1. Gene Ontology annotation, molecular function: glycosyltransferase activity. Gene Ontology annotation, cellular component: Golgi apparatus. NCBI's taxonomy places the organism in Eukaryota, Metazoa, Chordata, Mammalia, Chiroptera, Miniopteridae. The record is from RefSeq and is a predicted model, not a curated record.
UUGGCAGAUUUUAAUUUUUUAAGAAUAGCUAUACUCUAUAAACUUUUGUUGUUUUGGGUUUGUUUUUUUGCACUGUAAACUUUUGAUAGCAAAAUUGAAUUUUGUGAAUUUUUGUUAUGGUUCUCUGCUAUAGUAUUUUUUCUUGCAAUAGUUUUAAAUGCAUGUGAAAAAUGUUCUCCCCCCCCCCUUUUCUUUAAUUCCAGUUAAAGGUAAAUGAGAUACAAUUCAAAACAAGGAUGUUUUGUACCAAUGAAGCUUGGGUUACUUUAUUAUAGACAACUGAAUCCCUGUCUAAUUUAACAAGGAAUUUUAAGUAGAAAUUCAUACUAUACUUUCCGUAGUGGUUAGACCCCAGGUAGUCCCCUUGGUAGAAUUUCUUUUGCUUUUCAUCUAAAGGCAUAUAAUGUACAUGGUUAUCUUAUUUUUCAAAGUUAUUUGGAAGUAUUUUAUUAUGACUAGCAUAAGAAAUUCAGAUCCCAAAUUGAGUUCUUGGAAACUGUUCAUUCAAAAUGAAUUUCUAGCAGAAUGUAUACACUUCUUAUUUCUACCUCAAUAAAAGUAUUUAGGCAUUUUGAUAGCCAUUCUUAUGUACCUGCUGACUUUGGGGGCUUCUUUUUGUUUUGUAGGAUUAAUAACUAAUAUUUAUGUAAGACAGAAGAGAAAGAUGUCAUUCCGUAAAGUAAACAUCGUCAUCCUGGUCCUGGCUGUUGUUUUCUUCUUACUGGUUUUGCACCAUAACUUCCUCGGCCUGAGCAGUUUGCUAAGGAAUGAGGUUUCAGAUUCAGGAAUUGUGGGGCUUCAGCCCAUAGACUUUAUCCCAAAUGCUCCCCAUCAUGCAGUAGAUGGGAGACAAGAGGAGAUUCCUGUGAUCAUUGCUGCAUCUGAAGAUAGGCUCGGGGGGACCAUUGCAGCAAUAAACAGCAUUCAGCACAACACUCGCUCCAAUGUCAUUUUCUACGUUGUUACGCUCAAUCAUACAGCAGACCAUGUCCGGUCUUGGCUCAGCAGCAGUACUCUGAAAAGCAUCAGGUACAAAAUUGUGAAUUUUGACACUAAACUUUUGGAAGGGAAAGUAAAGGAGGAUCCUGACCAGGGGGAAUCUAUAAAACCAUUAACCUUUGCAAGGUUCUACUUGCCUAUUUUGGUUCCCAGUGCAAAGAAGGCCAUAUAUAUGGAUGAUGAUGUAAUUGUGCAAGGUGAUAUUCUUGCCCUCUAUAAUACACCAUUGAAGCCAGGACAUGCAGCUGCAUUUUCAGAAGAUUGUGAUUCAGCCUCUACUAAAGUUGUCAUCCGUGGAGCAGGGAACCAGUACAAUUACAUUGGAUAUCUUGACUAUAAAAAGGAAAGAAUCCGCAAACUUUCUAUGAAAGCCAGCACCUGCUCAUUUAAUCCUGGAGUUUUUGUUGCAAACUUGACAGAAUGGAAAAGACAGAAUAUAACUAACCAGCUGGAAAAAUGGAUGAAACUCAAUGUAGAAGAGGGACUGUAUAGCAGAACACUGGCUGGCAGCAUCACAACACCUCCUCUGUUGAUCGUAUUUUAUCAACAGCACUCCACCAUUGACCCAAUGUGGAAUGUCCGCCACCUUGGCUCCAGUGCUGGAAAACGAUAUUCACCCCAGUUUGUAAAAGCUGCCAAAUUACUCCACUGGAAUGGGCACUUUAAGCCAUGGGGAAGAAUGGCUUCAUAUAUUGAUGUCUGGGAAAAAUGGUAUAUUCCUGACCCAACAGGCAAAUUCAGCCUAAUCAGAAGACAUACGGAGAUCUCAAAUAUAAAGUAAAAUAUAAUUUAUGCUAUAAGCAUUUCUCAGGAAAUCCUGGAAGAUAAUGUGUGGGAAGUAACAGUUGUGGCAACCCAUGGAAAAAGGGACAUUUCAACUGGGUAGAGGACAAAUGGCACUGGCAGUCAGUUUCCCUGAUUGUGUGUCUCCAUCUGCCUUACCAAGUGUUUGCUUACUACAGUGCUGAAUGACCAGAGGUGAAUGGACUGAUAUGGCUGGUGGAGCUAGUUCAACACUGCUGCUUGGUUUUAAAUUUGUAACCUGUGGCCUGAUCUAUAAAUAAAGUGAAACCUACAUUUUUCAGUA